Tripterygium wilfordii is the source of this 3731-nucleotide messenger RNA. RefSeq names its product pentatricopeptide repeat-containing protein At2g13600-like. Gene Ontology annotation, molecular function: protein binding; RNA binding. The transcript has a single exon. The coding region runs from base 120 to 2684 and encodes 854 amino acids. The record is from RefSeq and is a predicted model, not a curated record. Lineage: Eukaryota; Viridiplantae; Streptophyta; Magnoliopsida; Celastrales; Celastraceae. Gene Ontology annotation, biological process: RNA modification.
AAUACCGUCCAUCAUUGGGAUAAGGUUUCUUGCAUAUCCAAACGGAGCUUUUGCUAAUAAUCUCUCACGCUUACUUCUUCAUCUUCUUUCCCUAUUGUCGCUUCACUUAGCGCGCCAAAAUGGUUGCCCAAGUAUCGGAAACCAUGGCUCACUUCCCACCUCCGCCAUCUCACGCUGCUUCUAUUUCUCCUCAUAAACCCAUCGCGCUUUCUUUUCAAAGCCCAAGAAAAAUUCACCAACCUACCAUCACCUCUCAACCAAUAAACACCGACACCCAUCUAUGCAUCCUUGACAAACCAAUCAAUUCAACUACGUACGCUUCCAUUCUCGAUUCUUGCACAUGCCCAAAUCUAGGAGAACAACUUCAUGCCCACACCAUCAAAUCUGGUUUUCAUGGACACGAGUUUGUGGAGACGAAAUUGCUCCAAAUGUAUGGUAGGUGUGGCUGUGUGAACAAUGCAAGCUUGUUGUUUGAUGCAAUGCCGCUUAGAAACUUGUAUUCUUGGACUGCCAUUUUGAAUGUGCAUCUGGACCGUGGCCUAUUUGAUGAUGCUGUCUCAAUCUUUCAACAAUUACUUUUUGACGAUAUUGGGUUGGAUUUUUUCCUGUUUCCAGUAGUGUUUAAGGUUUGUAGUGGAAUUGGCAUGGUGGAAUUAGGCGAGCAGUUACAUGGGAUGGCGAUCAAAUAUCAGUUUGUUUCAAAUAUCUAUGUAGGAAAUGCUUUGAUUGAUAUGUAUGGUAAAUGCGGAUACCUAGGGGAUGCUAAGAAAGUUCUACAAAAUAUGCACGAGAGGGAUCGUGUCUCGUGGAAUUCCAUGCUUACAGCUUGUGCUGCCAAUGGGAUGGUUUAUGAGGCAUUAGAGUUUUUGGAGAGAAUGUCAUUGGUAGAUAGUUUUAGUCCAAAUCUUGUUUCUUGGAGUGCUGUUAUUGGAGGUUUUGCUCAAAAUGGUUAUGACAAGGAAGCUAUUGAAAUGCUAGCAAGAAUGCAAGCAGAGGGGCAGAAACCAAAUGCACGGACUCUGGCCAGCGUUCUUCCUGCUUGUGCUAAAUUGCACAAGCUAGACCUGGGAAGAGAAUUACAUGGCUAUAUAAUGAGAUACGGAUUUAUGUCUAACUCUUUCGUUGUAAACGGAUUGGUUGAUCUGUAUAGAAGGUGUGGUGAUAUGAGAACUGCACUCAAGAUAUUUUCAUGGUUCUCAGAGAAAAAUACAGUCUCUUAUAAUACAAUGAUUGUGGGUUACUGCGAGAAUGGUGAGAUCUCAAGGGCUAGGGAGUUUUUUGAUCAGAUGGAUGCUGCAGGAAUCAAGAAAGAUAUAAUUUCGUGGAACUCUAUGCUUUCGGGUUUUGUUGAUAACUUCAUGUAUGAAGAAGCCUUGAGCAUGUUUUCAGAUCUGCUAAUGGUGGAAGAGCUUGAGUCUGAUUCUUUUACCUUGGGGAGUGUUUUGACUGCAUGUGCUGAUAUGGCUUCUUUGAGGCAGGGCAAGGAGAUACACUCCUAUGCCAUUGCCAAAGGUUUGCACUGCAAUACCUUUGUAGGGGGGGCUCUGGUUGAAAUGUACUGCAAGUGCCAAGACUUAGAAGCUGCUCAAAUGGCUUUUGAUGAGAUAACUGAAAAUGAUACUGCAACUUGGAAUGCUUUGGUCUCUGGCUAUGCUCGUUGCAACCAGAUUGAAAGUAUGCAAGACCUUCUUCAAAAGAUGAAAAGAGACGGUUAUGAGCCAAACAUAUACACAUGGAAUGGGAUUAUUGCCGGUCAUGUAGAGAAUGGACACCAUGACAUGGCUAUGCAGCUGUUCUCUGAAUUGCAGGCUUCAGACAUGAAGCCUGAUAUCUACACUAUCGGAAUAAUCUUGCCUACUUGCUCACGGUUGAUCACAUUGGAGCGAGGGAAGCAGAUCCAUGCAGUUUCAGUCAGAUGUGGUUAUGACUCACAUGUCCAUAUCGGAGCAGCACUUGUAGAUAUGUAUUCAAAGUGUGGAAGUAUAAAGUAUGCAACAUUUGCAUAUAAUAGGAUUGCGAACCCUAAUUUGGUGUCCCAAAAUGCCAUGCUCACUGCAUACGCCACACACGGACUUGGAGAGGAGGGAGUGGAUUUCUUCCAGAGAAUGCUGGCCAUGGGCGUUAGACCAGACCAUGUUACUUUCCUAUCUGUUCUCUCUGCUUGUGUUCAUGCUGGAUCAGUGGAGAAAGGUCACGAAUUCUUUGACUUGAUGGGCUAUUAUGGUUUGAAACCCACUCUGAAGCACUAUACAUGUAUGGUAGAUCUCCUAAGUCGUGCCGGCCAGCUUCACAAAGCCUACGAGUUCAUUAAGAACAUGCCCAUGGAACCUGAUUCAGUAUUGUGGGGUGCGCUGCUAGGAGGCUGUGUUAUUCAUGGUAAUGUUGGAUUAGGAGAAAUUGCAGCUAAAAGACUUAUGGAGUUGGAGCCCAGUGAUUCUGGCAACCACGUCCUGUUGGCAAAUCUAUACGCUUUUGCAGGAAGAUGGUCUGAUUUAGCAAGAACAAGGCAGCUGAUGAAGGAUGGAGGAAUACAGAAGAGCCCGGGUUGCAGCUGGAUUGAGGACAAAGAUGAAAUUCAUGCUUUUCUUGCUUCAGACAGGAGUCACAUGAGAACAGAUGAAAUUUACGCUACUUUGAACACUUUAAACCUUCACAUGAAAAGAGAUCCUGUAAUUUCUCAGUGACAUAAUCAUCCUGUAUCUUCUGAUUACCUGCUUUUUGUAAUUUUGCACAGUCCAUUACCGUAAUACUAUGCCCUGCUCAUUCAUGCAUUCCUAUACUCAAGAAGACAGAACUUCUCUGCAAGAGAGAAUUGUGUAUCACAAGGAUUUGAGAUCCAGCGGUGAUUGAAAACUAGCAAGGCUUCUUCAUCGCCUGCUGUGCAAACCAGAUCUAGCAAUCCGCAAACAAUCUUCACAAAAUGCGAAUGUUCCACUAAUCAAGCAAAAAAUUGAUCACUAAGAUGUCCCAAACGGCAUGCCAUUGUUGCUAUUCCAUUCAUUAACAACAUGAAACAACUGGAUUCACUAAGCAUAACUAAGCUGCCCAAUUGACAAAUAGGAUAGAUGGACUAAACCUGAAAGCAAAGCCUAACUUUCAUAUCAGCUACACUGCGAUACACCUUCCACCGUGAUCAGAGCAGAAGAAACGAUGAUUAUUCAUUAUGGUUCUGAAAUCUAGUGCCAAGAAUAGCUAUGCUGGCACUGCAAUUUGAAAUUUUCUCCACACAUUGCUGAAUAAUGAGCAGACAAUGCAUAUCCAAAACCAAAAGAAGUUAAACUUAAAACAACCAAGAAACUCUCUACCAUACCAUGCUUUUCUCCAAGGCUCCCGAUUCAAUCAGCGCACGUUUAAAAUAAAAUCAGGAAUUGAGGAUCAUUACAUGGUUUCAAUUAGCAAGUCCCCAAGCGCAAUUUGCCUUAAGAACGUAGUACACGACUCAAAAUUUUGCAGAUUUUCAAGCACAUCAUGAAAUAUUUCUUGGAUAUUGAAUUUUCAUUUUGUUUCCAUUCUUUGAACCAACAACAAACAUUAGUCUUAUCCCUGAAAAUCCUUGACACACAAAGAAACAAAGCACUUGAGGAACAACAUAAUUUUAUUUUACAAAGAAGUUGAAGAUCCAACUGAAAUUUUCAAGACAGGAAAUGGAAACAAUGAACAUUGAGAAAAUUCACAUAUUUCCAAUUAAUAGAGAAUUUUCUGUACAAAGAGGAAAUGAAGGACAUGAAUAU